AUGCGGGUGCGCUCCCAGCCGGACAUCAAGAAUUCCGCCCGCGCCUUGCUCCCAGCUUUUCUGCGUUCCGCAAUCAGUAGUAACAUCAGCCACGAGGAGCUCGGAGGAUUCUGGGAAACGUUUCUGUUGUGUUUGUGGGCUUUCUGCGAGCCUGAUUUGUGGGAACCUUCACCCCCGGUUCUGUGCCGGCAGACACGCAGUUCUCACAGGUGUGGAAAAUUCCGUGUGCUUUUGCGACCAGUGUGCGGCGAGCUAGUUUGCCUCCGCUCGGCCGCCGUCCGCCAGCGCUCAGCAAAUUUUGUCCUCCGGCCGCCGCCGUUCGCGUUACUCAUCGUUCCGAGUUGCGAGGGGGAGACGCCUCUUUCGGGGAAGCCGGCUGGUGUGGCCGGCACCAUGGAGUCGCCUUUUAGUCCUGUUCUUCCUCGUGGGCCAGAUGAAGACUGGGAGUCUUCGUUGUUUGCCGAGCUUGGCUAUUUCACAGACACUGAUGAGGUGCAGUUCGAUGCAGCAAAUGAGACUUAUGAAAAUAAUUUUGAUCAUCUUAAUUUUGAUUUGGAUUUGAUGCCUUGGGAGUCAGACAUUUGGAGCUCCAACAGCCACUGUUGCUCAGUUACAGACAUUAAGGCAGAACCCCAGCCUCUUUCUCCGGCUUCCUCAAGUUGUUCAGUCUUAUCUCCUCGGUCCAUAGACUCUUGUUCUUCAACUCAGCACGUUCCUGAGGAGUUGGAUUUGUCUUCUAAUUCCCAGUCUCCCCUUUCCUUAUAUGGUGAAAGCUGUAAUAGCCCUUCCUCAGUGGAGCCACUGAAGGAAGACAAGCCUGUCAUUGGUCCUGGAAACAAAACUGAACAUGGGCUAACUCCAAAGAAAAAAGUUCAGAUGAGUUCAAAACCUUCAGUUCAGCCCAAGCCUUUAUUACUUCCAGCAGCACCCAAGACGCAAACAAAUGCCAGUGUUCCAGCAAAAACCAUCAUCAUUCAGGCGCUCCCAGCCCUGCUGCCACUGGCGAAGCAGCAAUCCAUUAUCAGUAUACAGCCUGCACCCACUAAAGGUCAGACUGUUUUGCUCUCUCAGCCUACUGUGGUUCAACUUCAGGCCCCUGGAGUUCUGCCUUCUGCUCAGCCAGUUCUUGCUGUCACUGGCGGAGCCACACAGCUACCUAACCAUGUGGUGAAUGUGGUGCCAGCUCCUGUGGUGAACAGCCCAGGGAAUGGAAAGCUUUCCGUGCCUAACCCUGCCCUACAAGGUGCCACAAGAAGCAUGGGCUCAGAUAUUGCUGUGCUGAGGAGACAGCAGCGCAUGAUAAAGAACCGAGAGUCUGCCUGUCAAUCACGCAAGAAGAAGAAGGAAUAUAUGCUAGGACUGGAGGCCAGGUUGAAGGCUGCCCUCUUGGAGAACGAGCAGCUGAAGAAGGAGAAUGGCUCUCUGAAGCGACAGCUGGAUGAGGUGGUGUCAGAGAACCAGAGGCUUAAAGUCCCGAGUCCAAAGCGAAGAGCUAUCUGUGUGAUGAUAGUAUUAGCAUUUGUAGUGCUGAACUAUGGGCCCAUGAGCAUGCUAGAGCAAGAUUCCAGGAGAGUGAAACCCAGUGUAAAUCCAGCAAGUCAAAGGAGGCAUCUUUUGGAAUUUUCGACUAAAGAAGUUCAAGACACAUCAGAUGCUAUCAACCAGAAAAACAGCUACAGAUAUGAUCAUUCUGUUUCCAACGACAAAGCCUUAAUGGUGCUAAGUGAGGAACCGUUGCUUUACAUUCCUCCACCUCCAUGUCAGCCCCUGAUCAAUACGACAGAGUCUCUCAGAUUGAAUCAUGAACUUCGAGGCUGGGUUCAUAGACAUGAAGUGGAAAGGACCAAAUCAAGAAGAAUGACAAACAACCAACAGAAAACCCGUAUUCUUCAGGGUGCUCUGGAACAGGGCUCAAGUUCUCAGCUGAUGGCUGUCCAGUACACAGAAACCACCAGCAUCAGGAAUUCUGGGAAUGAGCUGCAAGUGUAUUACGCUUCACCAGGAAGUUACCAAGGCUUCUUUGAAGCCAUCCGCAGGAGGGGAGACACGUUUUAUGUUGUGUCAUUUCGAAGGGAUCAUCUGCUAUUACCAGCUACUACUCAUAACAAGACCACAAGGCCAAAAAUGUCAAUUGUAUUACCAGCAAUAAACAUAAAUGAUAACGUGAUCAAUGGGCAGGAUUACGAGGUGAUGAUGCAGAUUGACUGUCAGGUGAUGGACACCAGGAUCCUCCACAUCAAAAGCUCCUCAGUUCCUCCUUAUCUGCGAGAUCAUCAGAGGAACCAAACCAACACCUUCUUUGGUUCCCCUCCAGCAGCCACAGAGACGACACAUGUUGUGAGCACCAUCCCUGAGUCCUUGCAGUAGGACCCUGAGCUGCACUGGAAAGAAAAUGUGGGCCUUACCUCGCUGAAGAACCGGUGAGCAGUGCUGUUCGCUGCCUCUGUAGCAAGCGGAGAACUGCCUCACACUCAACUCAAGGGAAAGACAAGAAGCCACUCUGCUCUUCACCAUCUCUCCACGGCGUGGAACAUUGGGAGAGAGGUUCUCUCAUGGCCGUGCAGCUCGUGUAGGCAGUGCUGCCUGGUGCUGCCUGGUGUUGGUUGUUCUGUUAUAUCUUUCUUCACUGCUUUUCUGCUGUGUAUAUUUUGUUCAUAGGCAUCUUCCUUCAGAUAAGACCCACUUCCUCGUUUGUCCACUACACUUCCUGGCCUAGUAAAGCAAUUUUUAUUUAAAGCUUUAGAACACAUGCUCAUGUGGUUUCCACCAGUUGGCUUUCUCUCUCCUUUGAUUCAAAUCUAUUCUGAAUAUUAUAUUUAAGAAAACACAUUUCACAAAUCUGAACAGCCAGAAGCAUCCUCACAGUCAAAACAGUUUGGAGUUUGGGUGAAGAGAUUAUCCCCAGUUGGUAAAGUUUAUUUUUACUUCUGACUUGUGGUUCAGCCCUGAACAAAUAUAACUGCUGUGGGGUCAGAGAGUGAGCCACACACUGGAAAGGGAAGGCCAGUGGUGGAAUGCCGGGAGAGGAGGAAUCUCCCUUUACACAUGUGUUUACACCUUGGGAGUUCAUAUGGCUUCUGUGUAAAUUUAGAGCUACUGUUCACUCUUGGAACUCUGCUAAUCACUGCAGAUCCUUAAGGACCUCAGGACAAAUGCUUCCCUGUCAUUGUGAAUCCUCAGCCCAGGGCACACUCCUGUGAAACCAGACUCAGCAAAGGAACUUGGAAGUGACCAGAUUUAAGCCAAACUAGAGUGUCCCCUUUAGGGCUGACAAUGCACAGAACAAGCAUGGGUUUUCACUGAGAGGCUGCACCGCAUUAUGGCAAAAACUUUCAGUUUCUGCAAUGGAAAGUUGCUAAAGAAAUUAUCUCUUUUUGUAGUUCCAUAGUAGGGCUAAAAAAAUUUAAUUAAUUAAUUGAAAAAGCUAUGGCUGGGCACAUGCCCUUAUUCCUAGCACCUCUUGGAAGACAGGGUAGGCUUGUUUUAGAUUAGCCUGUUCUACAUAUCAGCAUAUUGAGUUCCAGGAUGGGACAGGCAAAGCUAUAUAAGGAAACCACCUCAAAAAAUAAAUAAGUAAAAUAAAAACAAACAAAAAGCAAAAGUUAUGUCUACAUAUAUUUUAUUGUAUUUUGCCUGCUUCUUUCACCAUAGCAAGCAGCUAAAUUUAUGUUGCACUGUGCAUUGUACAUGGGUAAAGUCACUGAAAUGGCUGUUGGGACUCAUGUCAUUCCCCACGCACUGCCUUCCUUCCUAAAACUCCAGAAGGUUUUGAUGGGCUCUCCCUAGCUGGCUUGCCUUUCUCAGGUGAUCCCGUUCUGCAAGUCCUCUUCUCCUUCUUCAAGUAAAAGAGAGACAUCUCUCGAGGGUUGCACACAGUCAGGUCAUUUUCUGUCUGUGGCCCUACUAUGCCUGUCUCCUCGCCAACAACUGUUUGCUGAACAUUGCUGCUGUCUCCCAAGCUAGUUAGAUGCUUCUGGGGAAGCGCGUCUGUAUUACCCGGGAAUGCGGAGUUGCCAUAGUGCAAACUGCUGAAAUUCAGUGCCACAGUUCAUCCAAAUUGGCUCUUGGGUGGUUUCGGAGAAGACCUGUUUGCCUAGGGAUCAGUCUUCUAAUGGGUGUCAAGGAGAAGGUAGUAAACGCGUGAAGUACCUUUAUGAGUAGCCAUUUGUGGGGGAGGUGGGCUACCCUGUGACCCUGUCCUCUCCGCCUGUGAAGUAGCUCAACUGCAGGGUGUGGCCGUGGCUAGAGGCCGUGGCAGCCGCUCAUUCCUGUGCUCCUCUGCUGGAAGACAGGAGUGAUGUCUGAAGGGACUCUACAUGCCUCUCGCUCUCACCGCACCACCUAAGAAGCCGUCCCAAGGCCUCUUGUCUUCUGCAUCAUGGCUCUGUUGUGUUCAUCCUACCUGUUCCUCAGACCGAAGCCCUAAGUCAUGCCACCGCUGCUAAGGCCGAUCCUCUCCUACAUGUAACAGUGGAGGUGAUGAAGGGGAGGCGCAGCCAAAGAGCAGGGAGAAGUUAAGGUGACCACAGCACAAGUGGGUGAAGGAGCCAAGGAGCUGCGAAGGGCCAUUCGAAAGUAGUCUGGAGGCUUGUUUUCUCUGCCUGCACUGUCGCUUCAGGUCUUGUUAUUGCCAUUCUUAAGUCCAUCUUACGAGAUGAGGAAUGGGUCAUCCUCACGGUAGAGUUUCAGGAAACAAGGGGAAGAGAGUGGACAGAUAUAAAGAAGUUUCCCCCUGUUUAAGUUGGUAAAAGAGCUAUGAUCCCUGGGCACAGUAGUUUUUAUCGUAAUGUUUGCCUGCUAGCACAGGGCCCGUUGGAAAGGGAAAGCUGCAGUGCUGGAGCAAAUUAAAAAGACAUUCAGGUUUUGUGUUUUUUAUUUGAGAUUGCCCUUUUGGGGGUGGUAGCCUGGAAAUGUAUAUGCAUGUACAUAUAACAUAUAUAUUUUUUUAAUUUAUUAAGUCUUGAAGUAUGAUUUUCCAAGAUUAUUUUAAAAAUUUAAAUAAAUGUGAGCUAAAGAAAUGGCCCUGCAGUCAACAGUACUUACUGCUCUUCCAGAAGAACCAGUUUCAGUUCCCAGCUCACAAUCAUAUGUAAUUUUAGUUCCAAGUGAUCCUCUGCCUUUUCCAGGCCUCUUCAGGUACCAGACACACGUGGUGCACAUAUGUAUAGGCAAAACCCUAAUACACACAUAAAAAAAAAAAAAAAAAAAAAACAAAUCUGUAAUUCCAAGAGGCAGUCACUUCACGUGAUACUAGGUGAUCUUGUGCCCUGGGCUGAUGCUACUGUAACGUUGGGAGGCAUUGGUGGAGACUGACAGUGUGGCCUUUCGUGUGUUUGCAAGUCUUUAAAUUCAGGGGAAGGAGCUAGAUGCUUGCUCCUGUUUUCCCGAGUCAGAACUGCUUCUCUCUGUGCUUGGCUCUCAAGACAGCUUCCUUAGAAUGUAAUGUAAAUCUGCUCCCAAGUUAGGAGGUGAUGAGAAGGGAUGUUUGUGAGACAAAUGUCAGCAGCACAAAGCUGGCCCCAUUUUGCCUUUCUUGCUAGCAAGAAGUAGAUGCUGGGCUGAAAGCAACAUUACAUGAGUCAUUCCUAAGUUUUCCCAAUAACUGUUACUUAAAAACAAAAGAAGCAGGUUUUCUCUCAUGUUUAAAAAACUCUGUCGUGGCUCAAUUUUGUUGGCCCUAAUCUCCAUGCUGGGCGAACAUUCCCCAGUAAUUAGAGGAGCAAGAUGCUGUUAGUCAUGGCUGCUGUGACGAGAACAUUUGACCUGGGAGCACUCCCACAGUUUCACAACUGUAAGACUGUGUUUUGGUCUUGCCGUUUCACUAUGAAACAUGACAGAAAUGUACCACAAGAACAAAACUGGACUCGUGUUUGACUUCCUCCCACAUCGAAAACUUGCAGUCCAGCUUCUGCUUUCAUAGCGCAUUAGAAGCAGCCUCUUGUACUUCCUUAACCUGGAGAGCCAGAGUCUGACCCCGUGGCUCCCCUCUCCAUGAACUCAUGGAAGUGCCUACCUGGGACAGCCUGAGGGGCCGAUGCUUCAGAAGAACAGGCCUAAACUUCCAAGUGAGACGUUCUCACACUGUAGCAUCGGUGCAUAUUGGCCAGACUUGAUCACAGUUUAUUGCUGCCUACAGACGCCCAUAGCCCCAUAUUCUCCACCCGCAAGUCCUUUCAUCAGUUGUUGAAAGAAUCAUUUUCACUUACAUAAGCAGUGAUUUCUUUGCUGCUAGUAUGAACACCAGUCAUAUUUUUAACCAAAAGAACAAAAGUAAAGCCUAGAAGGAAGAUGAUGUCUUGAAGACAUUGUCAUUCCCACCCUAAUAACACUUGGAGGGAGACAUUUCUCCCCAGUGCCCACUAUUGGAAUUGUGGGUGAUUUUUAAGUAACUACCGGACUACCUAGGAAGAUAUUACCAGAGUCCAAGAGGAACUAUGCACAUAUAGAAGAAAUACAGUUUUCUCCUGCCUAAGGAAAUUCUCUUAGUAUUCUGUUAGCUUAUAUUUUUAAUAACUAACCUUAAAACAGUUUAUUUUGAAUAUUACUAGAACUUUAAGCAAUUCUAAUAUCUGUUAGGUACAUAUAGAAUUUAUGAGAAAAAAACAAUGUAAGUCUGUGUGAUUAGGAAAUUUAUUGAGUCAUAUCAUGGCUAGCUAAUAUCACAAAAUGACCCUCGUGUUUGGCUAACUUUAAGCAUUACAGAUUAGUGCAUGAAAAGACUUAAUUAUAUUGGGCUUAAGAACUAAGGAGUCAAUAGGUUAUUUGUGAAAGUCAACAAAUACCACACUGGUGUACUUUUUGCCCUCCGUCAAGCUGGUGACUAUAUGUCUUCCCCAGUAUGCUAAUCCCAGACUGAAUCAGCAGAUUGAAUUCACGAGUAUGUAAAGACUGAACUAUCAUAAUUCAUUGUGUGCUCUAGUUUCUGGGCAAUUGUCAGGAUCCUGGGAAUGAUGAAAGCUACAAAACUCUUACUUGUCUUUGAGAUUCUAGUUUGUUUUUUUUGUUUUGUUUUUCCUUCAUCGUGAUAAUAAGGUUCAGCGAAGGCCAGUCAUAUAGUAUCCAUGCUCAUUUAAGAGUGUGUGGAAGAUGGACUGGGUGUUAGCUCAAGUGGAAGAGUGCUUGCUUAGGAUGCCGAAGCUGUGGGCUCGCUCCUUCACUACAUAAACCAGGAUGGUGGAGUGUGCUUAGAAUCCUAGCACUUGGGAGGCAGAGGUGGAAAGAUCAGGAGUUCAGCGUCAACCGGGGCUGCAUGAGACCUGUUUCACCAUGUGUGGAAGAAAUGCAGAAAAGAUGUAUUGUUCUCCCCCUUAAUAAUUAUGUCCGUUUACAAUAAAUAAUGGCAACAGACUAUUUCAUACUUUCAAACAAGUCUUUAUAAUGCAAUACCUGUUCUUUCUCUAAAAUACAAAUAAAGAGUUUUAAAACUUG
Psammomys obesus (fat sand rat) is the source of this 7428-nucleotide messenger RNA. RefSeq names its product activating transcription factor 6 (gene Atf6). Lineage: Eukaryota; Metazoa; Chordata; Mammalia; Rodentia; Muridae. The record is from RefSeq and is a predicted model, not a curated record. Bases 1 to 2367 code for a protein of 788 amino acids. The transcript is spliced from 18 exons. Gene Ontology annotation, molecular function: DNA-binding transcription factor activity, RNA polymerase II-specific; RNA polymerase II cis-regulatory region sequence-specific DNA binding. Gene Ontology annotation, cellular component: nucleus. Gene Ontology annotation, biological process: endoplasmic reticulum unfolded protein response; regulation of transcription by RNA polymerase II.